Messenger RNA from Magallana angulata, 465 nucleotides. RefSeq names its product protein slit-like. Gene Ontology annotation, cellular component: plasma membrane. NCBI's taxonomy places the organism in Eukaryota, Metazoa, Mollusca, Bivalvia, Ostreida, Ostreidae. Gene Ontology annotation, molecular function: protein binding. Bases 1 to 465 code for a protein of 154 amino acids. The record is from RefSeq and is a predicted model, not a curated record. The transcript is spliced from 5 exons.
AUGUUUGGGAAGGAUAGAUACGGGUUCCUUGAAGAAAAUCAGAUAAGUAAAAUUGACGGCAACACCUAUCAGGGGUUAUCACAGCUUCAAACGCUGUACCUUUAUAGAAAUCAGAUAAGCAGAAUUGACAGCAACACUUUUCAGGGAUUACCACAACUUCAGGAACUGUAUAUAGGAGGAAACCCAUUUGAUUGUACGUGCGAUUUAGAGCCGUUUACAGUGUUUAUGAAGAGAAAGAAAAUGCUGCCCUAUAAUUCAUGGGCUGAAGAACCUAAGUGCAACUCCCCAAGUCAUUUAAAUGGAGAACAGAUAAUUGACGUUCCAUUCCAUAAUAUGAGCUGUAGUACACAAUAUGAAACAACAAUUUCCAUACGCAUGACCACUGAAUAUGAGACUGCAAAGCAAACAGAAUAUUUGACAUCAACGAAGAGUGGUCAACACACGCCUGGUAUUUUUCUUAUGUGA